Molecule: messenger RNA, 1607 nt
Organism: Hansenula anomala
Lineage: Eukaryota; Fungi; Ascomycota; Saccharomycetes; Phaffomycetales; Wickerhamomycetaceae
Product: nicotinamide/nicotinic acid mononucleotide adenylyltransferase
Exons: 2
Coding region: 381-1607 (408 amino acids)
Biological process (GO): NAD+ biosynthetic process
Molecular function (GO): nicotinamide-nucleotide adenylyltransferase activity; nicotinate-nucleotide adenylyltransferase activity
Source: RefSeq, a predicted model, not a curated record
AAAUUCUGCUCCUUCACACAAUCAUAAGCCGUUGACAGCUUUCUCAAAAACUUGAAAAAAUCACAUCAAUUGCGCUCCACCGCUGUCCGAACCGCUUUUGAGUUUUUCCAUGACUCGCGAAGGCCAUUUUGAUCAAAAUAUCGAAAUCUGAAAAAAAACCAUCAACUGAGUACAAAACAACAUCCAGAAGACCCAUCGUUUUCAUCAUUUCCUUGAUCUUUGCAAUCAAAGAAGAAGUGCUGAGCAAUCAAGUUUUGUUUUUACUCAAUUGUAUUCAAAAAGUGGUGAAAAAGACAGUACCACAGUUUCCCUUAUCAAUAAUAAUACUCAAAAUUGCGCCAACAGGGUGAGAUUACUAAACUUACAACUUUACUUCAACAAUGGAUCCAAAAAGAGCUCCAGAUUUUAGACCUCCAUCUACAAAACCUUCAAAUGACCCUCCAUUAGCACCUUCGUCUCAAAUCCCAAAAGCUGCACCUAUCCAACCUUAUGUCUUAGCUGAUUAUCCCAACAAAAUUGAUGCUCCUAUAAAACCUCGUAAACAUAAACAUCAUCACCACCAUCAUCAUCAUCACCACCAUCCUUCUUCAUCUUCUCAACAACCCACCUCUGCUCCAAUAUCGGGUGAAACUAAAGAUUUACAACCAUUAUCAAGCGCAGAAAAUUCGUCAACUGAUGAAGAAGAUGAUGAGAAGAGUGAAAAUAUUGAUGCUUUAUUAGAGGAACCACAAGAAGAUCCAAUGAAACCAACAAUAAAAGAUGGGAUACAAGCUUACCAAACUGCUGAUUUAGAAGAAGUCCCACAUGGUAUUGUUCGACAAGCAAAAAGAAUUGAAAGUUAUGAAUUCCCAACUCAUAGAUUGAUCCCAAAACUGAAAAAUCCAAAUAAGCAUCCUUUAGUCAUUGUGGCAUGUGGUUCUUUCUCACCAAUAACUUAUCUACACCUCAGAAUGUUUGAAAUGGCAUUGGAUGCAAUUAGAGAACAAACAAGAUUUGAAGUUGUCGGUGGUUAUUAUAGUCCUGUUAGCGACAAUUAUAAAAAAAGAGGGUUAGCUUCUUCAUAUCACAGAGUUAGAAUGUGUGAAUUGGCUUGUGAAAGAACAAGUAGUUGGUUAAUGGUUGAUGCUUGGGAAUCUUUACAACCAACAUAUACAAGAACUGCAAAAGUCUUGGAUCAUUUCAAUGAAGAAAUAAAUAUCAAGAGAGGUGGGAUUUUAACUUCUGAUGGUUCUAAAAGAGGUGUGAAAAUUAUGUUAUUAGCUGGUGGUGAUCUAAUUGAAAGUAUGGGUGAACCAAAUGUAUGGGCAGAUGAUGAUUUACAUCACAUUUUAGGCCGUUAUGGUUGUUUGAUUGUGGAAAGAACAGGUAGUGAUGUUAGAUCAUUCUUGUUAAGUCAUGAUAUCAUGUAUGAACACAGAAGAAACGUUUUGGUUAUUAAACAAUUGAUUUAUAAUGAUAUUAGUUCUACAAAAGUUAGAUUAUUUAUUAGAAGAGGUAUGUCUGUUCAAUAUUUAUUACCUAAUAGUGUCAUUAGAUAUAUUCAAGAGCAUGGAUUAUAUAUCAAUGACCCAGAACCAGUUAAGCAGGUCUUAGAUUCAAAGGAUUAG